Chanos chanos (milkfish) is the source of this 459-nucleotide messenger RNA. RefSeq names its product interferon phi 4 (gene ifnphi4). The coding region runs from base 1 to 459 and encodes 152 amino acids. Gene Ontology annotation, cellular component: extracellular region. The transcript has 4 exons. Lineage: Eukaryota; Metazoa; Chordata; Actinopteri; Gonorynchiformes; Chanidae. Gene Ontology annotation, molecular function: cytokine receptor binding. The record is from RefSeq and is a predicted model, not a curated record. Gene Ontology annotation, biological process: defense response; response to exogenous dsRNA.
AUGGACAAACGAUUGACACGUAUUUAUUUCGUUCUGUUACUGUGCUGCCAGAAUUUAACGUUGGGAUGUAGAUGGAUAAAUCAUAAAUUUAAGCAAUAUAACGCAGAAUGCCUGGAUUUACUUAAAGAGAUGCCAGAGAAACAAAUCAGGUUUGUCAUUCAGGCUCUGGAAGAAAUCACACAGCUUUUUGAUAAAGACAUGGAUUCUGUGUCCUGGGAUGAGGAUAAAAUUGACACUUUCUUAAAUGUUCUUGGUCAACAAGUGUCUGGACUGAAAUCAUGUGUUCAUAGGCAAGUGAGGAAAAACAACAAACUUCAGUUGUACUUUGAGAGAUUGAGAAACCACACCCUGCAACUCAUGGGUGAUAAUAUCCAGGGAUGGGAGUUUGUUCAGACGCAGGUGAUGAGACAUUUGCGGAUGCUGGAGUCACUCCCUGCUGUCAACUCUCGUGUCAGUUAA